CAGGAAACAAGGCUCGUCCGUGUAUGUUCUAUUAUGUGCUGUGCAGAGGAAGCUAUUGUUCCCUGUGAUCAGCCAUUCCAGACUGCUGAAGGACAGCACCAGAGCUCUCCAUGGUGACUACCUUCUGCCAUACCAACAGUGCUGACAACAUACACAGUCUUAUAACGCUGCUGCUAUGCUGUAAGCUCAAGACGUCUGUGGAAACUGGAAGGGGGGGCUGGAUCAGGGGCAGAGAUAUUGAAAAUGGAGAAGACUUCAAACCUUACACCGAAUCUGGAUUUUUACCGAAACAAGAAGCCAUUCAAGCCAAAUGGGGUAUACAUCGAAGUGCUACUUUCCGACUGGAAGCGUGACUACGACAGAUUGGAGAGAAAUCAUUCCUAUAUCCAGUGGCUUUUUCCACUGCAAAAACCAGGUAGAAAUUCAAGUGCCAAACCACUGACCAUGACUGAGAUCCAGAUCAUGAAGAGCGACCAAGAAGUCAGAAGAAGGUUUCUUGCAGCAUACAAGCUCAUGCUGGGUUUUUACGGCGUCAAACUCCUGGACCUUGAGACUGGAAAGGUGACAAAGGCAGAGAAUUGGAAGGAGAGAUUCCAUAACCUGAACAAUUACAGUCACAACAACCUGCGGAUCACCCGGAUACUCAAGUGUUUGGGGGAGAUGGGCUACGAACACUUCCAGGCCCCUCUGGUCAGGUUUUUCCUUGAGGAGACCAUGUGUAACAACAACUUACCCAACGUGAAAAGGAGCGUACGGGACUAUUUCAUGUUCACCGUGAAGGACAAGCAGGAACGCGCAAAGCUGAUGACAUUGCUUGAAAGAAUUGAGAAUCCCACAAACCAUUUAUCUGGGGACCAGUGGAGAAGCUCAGAAGUUACAGAAAUGGGAAUGGAACUAGGAGUGCAGGGGAGGGAAGAGUCUACAAGUAGGAAAAGGAGGCAAAGAAGAUAAUUAAGAUAGGGAAGUGUAAGUACUCAUAUCAAUCAAUCCGAUCCCAACCAUGAAGAAUUUCAACACUCUUUCCCUUGUUUUAGACUGACUAGCAAGCAUUCACUUCCUCUUUGGGUGACCACUAUUUGUGAAUGCUACAUAAAGGUCUGGCCUUAGGUUACAUGACGCCCUCUGCGGUAUAUACAUACAGACGUGGACAAAAUUGUUGGUACCCUUUGGUCAAUGAAAGAAAAAGUCACAAUGGUCACAGAAAU
Messenger RNA from Bufo gargarizans (Asiatic toad), 1205 nucleotides. Its product is annotated as opioid growth factor receptor-like protein 1. The record is from RefSeq and is a predicted model, not a curated record. The coding region runs from base 244 to 951 and encodes 235 amino acids. Gene Ontology annotation, cellular component: membrane. Lineage: Eukaryota; Metazoa; Chordata; Amphibia; Anura; Bufonidae. The transcript is spliced from 6 exons. Gene Ontology annotation, molecular function: opioid growth factor receptor activity.